AUGUCCAUUUGGAGAACUCCGUUCUCUAGUCUCUGUAACCAUCGCCAACUGACCGAGUUCUAUGUCCUUCACAUCGAGAAGGCCACACCCCCUGGUUCCCAUGGCAACAGCUCCGCCAACCACAGUGACAAGUGUGUCCUGAGUGAUGUAUGGGUGGUGCCAGUGAGUGAGCUGGGGACUAGCGACAGACAGAUACACUGUCGGUCUCAUCUCGGACAUCUCCUCCAUGACGAGGACUGCGUGUGGGGGUUUGACUUGUCCCAGGCAAAUCUGAAUGAUGCUAAUCUGGACAAGAUGAACCCUGCAGACAUCCUGAUGUGGUGGGUUUCUGUUGUCAAAAGGCUCACUACCCUACCACCUCCUCAUGAACGGCUUCCUGCCUCCUCACUCUGCUCAACAAGGAGGUGGCAGCUAUGUCCUGGUGAAGAAGAGCUACGGAGACAAGAUCCAGGACACCAGACAGUGGCAGUUGGGGACAGUGAUGUCAGUGAAGAUGUUCCAAGAGUAGGUCUGGAAGAAAUGCUCCAGGAAAUGACUAUUAAUGACAGGAGAGACUAAUUAUAAUACCUAAUUUCCUCGAUUCAGUUGAAAGAUCCAUUUUUGUGAGAGUAUAAUAUACAAGCAAGUCCAUAGAAUGUGAUCUUUAACUGCUUACAUGUAUUCUGCGCAGUGUUUUAUGUAACAACAUGGGAUGUAUAAA
This is a messenger RNA of Geodia barretti, 700 nucleotides long. The record is from the annotation of a GenBank genome assembly. NCBI's taxonomy places the organism in Eukaryota, Metazoa, Porifera, Demospongiae, Tetractinellida, Geodiidae.